CUGCUCCGGGGACCUGAAAGUCCGGCGCUAAGAGGGGGCGCCCAGGCGGCGAGGUCCCCGCUCCAGGCCCUGUGAGGGUCAGGGGUGGCCAGCGGACUCCCGUCUUUCCUGCCCGCGCAUCUCCUUGCCCAGGUGCCCUACGUCGGCGCGAGCGCGCAGCAGGUGAAGCAGGUGUUGUCGCUGCUGCGAGGCCGCUCUGGAAAGAUGGUGGAUUUGGGCUCCGGCGACGGCAGGAUCGUGCUGGCGGCCCACAGGUGUGGUCUCCGCCCGGCUGUGGGCUACGAGCUGAACCCGUGGCUGGUGGGGCUGGCGCGGCUGCUCGCCUGGAGGGCCGGCUGUGCCCGCAGCAUCUGCUACCGCCGUGAGGACUUCUGGAAGGUGAGCCUGAGGGACUGCUACAAUGUAUCGGUGUUCCUGGCCCCUAGCGUGCUCCCAAUGCUAGAGAAAAAGCUGCAGGCAGAGCUGCCCGCGGGUGCCCGGGUGGUGUCCGGUCGCUUUCCGCUCCCCACCUGGCAGCCUGUGACCGUGGUGGGGGAGGGCCUGGACCGAGUCUGGGCCUAUGACAUCCAUGGUGGGCUGGCUGGCGAGGCUGUCUCCUCUUAGGGGGUACCCAUCAAGGUGCCCCUGGGACCCAGUUCUGCUUUGGUCCCCAGAGCCCCUGAACAGUGGUUGACUGUUCAGACACAAUAAAGACUCUGUGGGUUCCA
Messenger RNA from Carlito syrichta (Philippine tarsier), 707 nucleotides. It is a transcript of the gene ANTKMT, whose product is annotated as family with sequence similarity 173 member A. Gene Ontology annotation, biological process: regulation of mitochondrial ATP synthesis coupled proton transport; peptidyl-lysine trimethylation; positive regulation of proton-transporting ATP synthase activity, rotational mechanism. The record is from RefSeq and is a predicted model, not a curated record. Gene Ontology annotation, molecular function: protein-lysine N-methyltransferase activity. The transcript is spliced from 4 exons. NCBI's taxonomy places the organism in Eukaryota, Metazoa, Chordata, Mammalia, Primates, Tarsiidae. The coding region runs from base 205 to 603 and encodes 132 amino acids. Gene Ontology annotation, cellular component: mitochondrion.